Molecule: messenger RNA, 5308 nt
Organism: Paramormyrops kingsleyae
Lineage: Eukaryota; Metazoa; Chordata; Actinopteri; Osteoglossiformes; Mormyridae
Gene: gbx1
Product: gastrulation brain homeobox 1
Biological process (GO): regulation of transcription by RNA polymerase II; regulation of nervous system development
Cellular component (GO): nucleus
Molecular function (GO): DNA-binding transcription factor activity, RNA polymerase II-specific; RNA polymerase II transcription regulatory region sequence-specific DNA binding
Source: RefSeq, a predicted model, not a curated record
AUAUAGGGUUCUGUAUACUCUAUACUUUUAUGUCUAUUAUUAUUAUUAGUAGUAGUAGUAGUAGUAGCCUUUUCUUAUUGAGCAGUGACAAGUUAAAUGACAUAAUGCGAACGGAUAACAUUGACUAUAUAGCUUACAUCAAUCACGUAAUAAUUUAAUACACAGAGUUCAGAUACUCAAAUUUGUAUUAACUGAACUUUUUAAAAAUUUCUAAUCAUAAAAUGUUCACAUUAAAACUUCAAUGAGCGUGAAAACAAUCUAGCAUGCAUAUUCAUGUAUUUGGUAUAUUAAUACAUUUCACCUACCAAAGCUUAAAUUUUGAGUAUAUACUUUUCAACAAUCUUACUAAUGACAUAAUUAAUUGAAUCAUUAGUGGCAUUGUGCUGUUAUCGCAUGUCAGCGCAAUUAUUACCGCAUUAGAACAUCACAGAUAAGUCGCAUUUUUCUGUUAAUCAAACACGACAAACACAACAAAUGACAAAUCUACAACAAUAAUUUACGCAAUUGCGUUAAAACAGCAAUAAAUAUCAUAAUCUGCGCAACUUUCCAAGCAGCAAGGAUGGAGAUUGCGGCAACCUGUAACUUGUACUUCAGCCGCAUUUUACGAAAGUAUAACAGAAAAUACGUAAUGAAUGUCAACGAAACUUGCAAGCUGUCUCUCGGGUGUCCUCCUUCAAAGAAAAACAUACGUGUAGGAUUCAUGCGUGCCACAUGCUGUUUCUUGUCGAAUUGUGAGGCGUUGCUACGUCUCUCUCUCUUUUAUUAUGAUUAUCUGGUGUCGAGAAGAGGCCUGCGUGUGAACAAUUACCAUGAAAGGCCAAAUGAUUGGAGAGAGUGGUGGGCCGGCGACAGAGUGUUGUGACACGGGGACAAUGCGCCGGCUCGGGUAAUGAACCUGUCAGUGCUCUCUAACACCCUCUCAAGAAAUGAGCGCAUAUUGUGGCCGGGAGCCACGCAAGCCGCCGUUUACAGUAGCCGUAAGGUCUGAAUAUCAGGCAGGUGAGGAGAGACACGCGGCAUGGCGGUAAUUAACGCGUUAAAUGAAGCGCUUUAAAGCGCCAAAACGCUGUCAAGGCAGAAAUCUUUCCGGCUACCUAUAAUAAAUUCCUACCAACGGAGCUAUACACAGAUUGCUAUAUAAUUAAAAUUAAAAACUAUCUUACGAAACAUUUUUCAAAAAGUUGCAUUUUAGCAGAUAAUUAAAUUAAAGCUAUCAACGGUUUUAAACGGCUUCAAUCAUACACUGAGCAAUAUAAUUAGCUCAUAACGAAGAACUGUAAACAUGUCUGAUAACUGUUAUCGCUUCUAAAAAUGUCGUUCAGCAAACAGGGUGCAUCCCUUGUUCCUGUAACAAGGGACCAACAUGGACAUAAACACAUAACCGCCAAAGGAAAGAAUAUCAGUUUAUAUUUAGGCCUACAAACCUUAAUCCAUGUUACUGCUGCUACUAAUACGGGUUAAUCUAAAACUAUUAACGCAAUAAUAAUAGUAGUAUUGUAUCAACUAGCAAUGCUGAUUAUCUAAAUUAGGCCUUUCACUUUUAUAACUGCCUUCAAAAACGAAAUACAAGAACUACAACAAAUUUAUGAAUGAGAAUUUAAAAUAACUCAAAAAAUGUACAGGCCCAAUAUAUACAAAACCAUACAGUUAUAUUAAGAUAGAAUUCUAAAAUAUUUUUACAAUUAUUGUAAUUCAUUUUAUUCUGAUAUAUUCUGAAAAAAAAAUCGAGUAUAUUUAUUUUCCUAAAUAUUUUAUUUUGCCAAGUAUUGGACUACUUUCGAAGGUUUCAAACUAUAUACCCAUUUUAAAACUGCAUAAUAGUUUAAAUUUUAUAAUUUAAAAAGUGGUCGGUUUCAUAAUUGCUACUAAUUUAGAUUUUCUUUUGAUGGCUUUAAAUACAAACAUUAAGUACAGUAUCCGACACAUCCAUAACGUCAAGUCGUUUUUCUUCAGCAAAGAAACGCAGACGACAAACGAACUUGCGCUCCUCGUCAGAGAAGUUUGAUCUAAAUUCUUUUAAAUCCAAGAUGUGCUGUAGGGUUGUCUGAUUGUAGCCCACACUUUAAGUCCACUUAAAGGAAGCGGAGAAGGAAGCUGUCUGGUUUCAAUAGAUCAAAGAGAGGUAAUGGUGAAUGGAGUCAUUUGCAAUUAUAAGAAUAAUUAGCAUCCCUGGUCCUACAUUGCUAAUCAGAGUCGGAGGUGACAUGUUUAUGUUCAUGCAAUCAGACGGGCAGUUGGAGAGCUCGCGCCCCCAGGACUCAAUAGGGGCUAAUCAUCAUCAGUACGAAAUGCCAUUUAAACGGUAAAAUAAUUUUAAAUGAAAUUAACAAUCGAGAAAAAAAACUAUUCAGAAAAAAAAAGAUUAGCGGGAUUAAACAAUAAGAAAAAAAGAGUAUAAUCGUCAUUUUUUUAUGGAAACAUAUGGAUAAACACCUUAUGACUAGAUUUUAAAUUGGAUACAUAGCACGUUUUGUAUGCCUACUAUGCAAAUAACGCGAUAGACAGUGUGGUAAUAAUAGUCAGUGUUUAUUCUUUUUGUUUAUUUGCACUUUAAUAAUUAUUAUCAGGAAUACGAAUAAAGUAUAUUUAGGAACCCACAAUAUUAUAGGUAAUGUUUGAUGAAAUUACAGUGCGCGACUAUUAACGUCUUAAAACUGAAACCGUGUAAGUUUGUGGCAAACCGAAGUCUUGGUAUUGUUAUAGCAUUUACUUUGUAAAUCUGGAAUUGAGCUCCGUUUUAGUUUGUAGUUGACCCUCUCAUUCAAGUCUUUUAUUCUGUCCCAUUCUUCAGACAAUAUUUCCCUCCGGGGGAUAAUUAUCUUUGCACUUCUCCGAGGCCAAAUACAUUGUGUUGGUUCCGAAGAAAAGGUUUUCUUUUAGACAAGUCGGGGAAAAACAUCUGCCUAACCUCCUUCACGACUCUGGUGCCAUCCGUCCCUAAAUUUUAACAAUGGCGCCCUUGUUUUACGUCGCUUCCCUGAAUCCAAAGUAAUUACUAAUCAUCAAUCAAAAUUAAUAAUAGUUGAUUUGGCUGGUGUGGUCAACGAUUAGGGAAGGGGAAGGUUGUAAACCUUCUCACAGCGCUUCCAGUCACUGUCGUCCAAGCUUAAGGGGGUUCGGCCCCUCUGUCUAUUGGUAUCCACUGGGAAACUACCGCCUCUCAUGGUAGCCAAAAAGUCAGGAGCUGAAUAAGGAAAUGAAGCGUAAUUUGAGGAAGAUGGAUGAGUUCGGAGGGCUACACCCCCUCCCAUCCCUCUUCUAUUGCAGAUGAUGAGCCUAGCGAGUAUGCGUGCGUGCGUGCGUGUGUGUGUGUGUGUGUGUGUGUGUGACAGAGGGAGAAACGGAGUGAGAGAGAAGCGAAUAAGCGGCAGGUCGCAGUCAGCGAUUUGGCUUCCUAAGGAGAGGACGGAGUAAAGGCACUCAGUAUUAACGUAAGAGAUCCGGAGGAUACCACAAAACGGCAGAAGGAGUACACACAUUCCGCUGUACGGGGAUCGGAGGGAUUUCCUAACUUAAAGUGAGGAGUACUUUUAGAACAUAAAGCAAUAUUUGGUUCGCGACCAGAAUGCAGAGACCAAGCGGCCAAGGUACGGCGUUUUCCAUUGAUUCGUUAAUUGGGACUCCUCAGCCGCGGCCGGGGCACCUGCUCUACACGGGUUACCCGAUGUUCAUGCCGUACAGACCUCUGGUAAUCCCCCAAGCCCUGUCUCAUUCGCCUCUACAGUCAGGCAUCCCGCCGCUGGCCCCUUUGGCUUCGUUUGCCGGACGUCUCACCAACACAUUCUGCGCCAGUCUGGGACAGGGGAUGCCUUCCAUGGUCGCCCUUACCGCCACACUUCCCAGCUUCUCUGACCCGCCGGAUAGUUUUUAUCCGCCGCAAGAGAUUCCGGGACCCCGGCUGAGCUCGGAUCCAGCGAUAAGGAGACAAGAGAGCCCACACUCGGAGGAUUUGCCCGUAAGGGACAAGGGCUCAGAACUGCUCAACUUCUCGGAAACUUUUCAGACCAUCACAGGAGAAACCAAACUCUACAGUUCAGACGAUGAGAAACUGGACCUCAAAUCAACGGAGACCCCUUGCAGCGACAGGGAGGACGACAGCUCUGCAGACAGCGAGAACGAAAGUUUCUCGGACGGGAACAAUUGCGGUUCGCUGUCGCAAAAGAACAAACUCAAAGCUGGGUCACAAGAGCCUCUACCGCCGGGGAGUUCAGCUGGGAAGAGUCGGCGAAGACGAACGGCUUUUACCAGCGAGCAAUUAUUAGAACUGGAGAAAGAAUUCCACUGUAAAAAGUACCUUUCGUUGACUGAGCGCUCACAAAUUGCACACGCACUUAAACUGAGCGAGGUCCAGGUCAAGAUCUGGUUCCAAAACCGACGGGCCAAAUGGAAACGGAUUAAAGCCGGCAACGUCAACAACAGAUCGGGGGAACCAGUAAGGAACCCAAAAAUUGUGGUCCCCAUCCCGGUGCACGUCAACAGAUUUGCCGUCAGGAGUCAACAUCAGCAGAUAGAACAAGGAAGUAGGCCAUGAACGAUCUGAGUAACGGUGCAAGUGUGUACGUUUCUUAUACAAACACUGACAAAUAAGCAACUUUAUUUGAACAUGCAUGACGCAUAGAGCAGGAUCUCCGACGGCAAAACGACGGCCACGUGGUUAUUUUAAACGGACAUUGCAUCCUUCCGUUGCAUUAUGUGUCAAAAUUGAUAGGCCUAUUAAGGUUAUUCUCCAAGGUGCUAAUUAUGAUAGGAAAUCCCCUAAUAUCGGAAGACCGACUUAACGGACGGAAAAGAUAUUCAUUGUUAAAUUUGAUUACUUAAUAUCACGAAUCAAUUUGCCUGGUUGAUUUUGGAAAAUGUACACGCGUCCUUAUUUAUUAUUUUGUAAAUAUGUAAAUAUUAACUGUGUCAGAGCGACACAAAGUGCACUAUUAAAUAAGAUUGAAUACAAUUCUUUUUUAAGAAAAAUAUUUAUAUGUUAUAGUGUGGUAUACUGAGUACGUAAGUUUGCUGCAUGUUUGCUUAUCGGCCAACUUGUUGAAACCGAUUUACACUUUAUGUUGUAAAAAUUCUCAUCGUUUCAGUUGAGCCCAACAAUCUGCAUGUUCCUUUUCAAUGUUGGCGUUUAGGUACCGUAGAAACUGUAUUCGACAGAUGUUUGUGAAAAAUAAAUUGUGAAGGAAAUAAAUAAUCUAAGCAAGUUAUGUCACUUUCAUAUUGUGAAUAAAUAAUUCACCGGCCCGUCUGAAAAAGAUUUACAUAGUCUAUCUGUAAAUAUUUGAUCUCAAUAAAUUAAUUCAUGUGAAAAUUA